CACAUCUUCUUCUUCUCUGUCUCUCAUUCUUAAAUCAAAGCAGUAGCCUCUCCCUCCUCCUGCUCUUGACAUAGCCAGCCAUGAGGAUGAGGUCCAUGAGCAACAUUCUUCUGAACUCAACCUGUCAAACAGAAGAGAAAGAGGUAGAGAGAGAAGAGAGAUAGAUGGCAGUAGUCUGAGAGAAUAGAACAGAAGAAGAAAGAAGAGAAAAAUUAAGGAAAGGAGAGCUCUGUGUAAGGCCUGCAUCUACGUGUUUGCUUUCUCUCUUUGGCUGGGUGUGUUCUUGGUGCCAGAGCUAGGCUGGUUCAUUGUGUUCUGUUACUGUGCUGCUCUGCCAUGGAGUGAGUCAAGAGGCCUCGUGCGUUCAUCUCCGUUUCUUGGGGUGUUUCCUCAGCAAGAACCCAAGAAAAUGCCGUCCAGGAUGAUGCAGGCGUUCGCGCAGGAGGCGUCGGACUUGGACCGGCAGAUGGGCUGCAUGGCCGGCGUGUUCCAGAUCUUCGACCGCCGCCGCCUUCUCACCGCGCGCCAACGUGGCGGCCACCGAUCCCGAGGCACGCCGCCACCAGGCCAUGAUUUGCCAAACAGCAACAGCAAUGUCUCGGUUCAGAACCCAUCUGCUUCAAACAUCACUCUGGACAAAACCUUCAGCAGAAGUAUGACCGAGAACAGCAGCCUCUCGAUGGAGUCAUCAUCGCGGGCAUCUUCUUCUUCCUCGUCACGCUCUUCGUUCUCAUCGACUGACAUCAUCAACAAACCAGUGCAACAGCAGCAGCUCUCCUACAUCAGUGAAGAUCGCUUUGUGGGCAAGCCACCAAGAAGCUGCUCACAAAGUGUGAAGUGUGGCUUCAGAGACAUUGUGAAGGGGUCCAUCAACCGGGAACCCCAUGGCCUGGCCAUCAAGACGUCGGCGAAGGAGUCUAGAAAAGGGUUGCACAAGGACUCGCCAAGGCCGUUGCUCAUCUCCAAGUCAUCAGAUGGAACCUACGUGAUCGGGAUCGACAGGAGCACCGGAUCAGUUCCUGCGAAUUCUCACGAAUCCAGCAGGCCGCCGCGCUUCUCGUGCGACGAUCGACAGCUCCUGCGGCCGGUUGAGGUUGAGGCUCAGGACAGCAAGAAGCCUCCAGCAAAGCUCAGGGAGCUUCCCAGGCUUUCCUUGGAUAGUAGAAAGGAGUCCAUGAACCCACGAUCACGUCAUCACACGAACUCUGGUUACGUGAGAGCUGAUGACAACCUCCUGGAUGCUUUGAAGCACCAGGAAUCGCCGAGCCAUCAACGGGCCAGCAGUGUGGUCGCCAAGCUCAUGGGGUUGGAAGGAAAUCUUGACGUCCAUGAGCCGUCAAGGCCACCCAGACCUGUCCAUGACACACAAAACGAUCGGUCGUCACACUACCACAGGAGCAGCAAGAGCCAAGAUCAGAGCGCCUCACUGCAGAGUAGCCACUCUCCAGUACUGAAAACCAAUCCUUCUCCAAGAGUUCUCACUGAGGCAGCCCCCUGGAGGCAGAACGAGAGAGCUGCAGCAGGACAUGAAGCUGAAGUGAGGCCAAGAAGCGCAUCCAUCUACGCUGACAUACAGAGAAGACUCAGAGGCCUGGAGUUGUCAGAGUGCAACAAGGAACUGAGGGCUCUCAGGAUACUGAGCACAUUGCACAAAAAGGAUAGCCCAGGCCAGAGCGACAGCAAUCCUCAACUAACAGCCAUCCAAAAGGAAGCCUCUGAACAGAUCAUUGAUUCUGAAAAGUUCCAGUCUCCAAUUGUGAUCAUGAAACCAGCAAGAUGCAUCACAAAACCUGAUGCUUCGCAUACUUCGGUUGCUCCCCUUUCAAGGCCAAAAGGCACAAGGAGGCCACGGCAAGAAGAGACAUCUUUCACCAGGAGGAAUGAAAACAGUGUUAGCAAGAGAAAUCAUUCUCCAAAGGGAAGUGCUCAUUCCAAUGGCGAUGAACCUGUUAAUUCUGCAAGAUCACCAAGGCUUUCUAGUCCAUUGAGCCCAAGGCUGGCGCCGAAGAAGGCAGACUCUGAAAGGAGAUCCCGUCCACUGGUUUUGCCAAUGUCACCAGGCAAGAAAUCCAAAGAAACAGCGUCGCCAAGGGGCAGGCUAAGAUCAAGACACUCACAAGCAAAGAGCAUCUCUGAUGACGACGAUGUGUCGCAGAUGUCUGAAACUAAAAUCAGCUUGGCAAAGCAGAUUGAUAUAGGUGUCAUUGAUCAUCCGAAUCCUCUGAAUGCCAACUCCUCAUAUAUCCAUCAAAGAAACUUAGCUUCAGCAGCCAGUUGUGAGGAAAUGCCUACAGUUCUACCUGCAGACAAGAAGAUGAUCCAUCCACAGGAGAACAUUCCCAGUCCUGUAUCAGUUCUUGAUGCAACAUUCUAUCAUGAAAGGUCAUCACCUUCUCUUAAGAGAAUCUCAGAUUCCUUCAAAGACGGUGAGACGCAUACGUCAGAUGAGAGUUGGAACCCAACAAGCCUCCCUGAUACACCACCUUCAAAGACAAGCAACGAGUGCAACCAGAUAAAGCCAGAAAACAUGAAAGCCCUCAUCCAAAAGCUCGAGCUCCUGCAAAUGUUGAGUGAGGAAGCUCUGAAAACCGAUGAGACAUUUUCAUCAGUUGCUGCCAAUAAAGAUCACCAGUACCUCCACGAGAUACUUUCAGCAUCCGGGCUCCUACACAACAAACUAAAUUUUCAAAUGAUGCCUCAUCAGUUGCGACCAUCAAGUUACCCGAUUAAUCCAGAGCUUUUCCUCAUCCUUGAACAAGCAAAACCAGAUGGAGAGAAGCUCCACCGUAGGCUCAUAUUUGAUCUUGCAAAUGAGCUCCUCGCCCAGCAAAUGGAUGCCAACCACACUGCGAAUUCAUCAGUGCCGUUCUUUCAGUCAAAGAAGUUAAGUGGGUGGCAACUUUUCAAGGACUUGUGUGCAGAGAUUGACAGGGUCCAGUCCGAGUCAUCAAUGAUAAGGUGCUCUGAAGAAGAAGAUAGCAGGCUAGCAGAUGAUGCAGUGCAAGGCAUGAAAGAAUGGAAGAGUUUGGAUAGUGAACUGCAAGGAAUUGUUUUGGCCAUUGAAAAAUACAUCUUUAAAGAUCUUAUUGAUGAGAUAGUUAGUGGAGAAGACAAAGAGAAGGUGCACCUGACGCAAUGGAAGCUAAGGAGGCAGUUAUCUUUCAUCAGCAUAUAGGACAAACUGCUGCUCUUAGGAAGCUUAGCUAAUGGUACCUGUAACAGAUUCAAGUUUUUCUUUUCUUUUUUUGCGGAAUGUAACAUUUUAAGCUGGUUAUAGAAUGUAUGAGUUGACUGACAUAUAUAGAUCUAUGUGAGCAAGCAAGCAACAACGCUGAGAUGUUGACAUAAGAAGCCAAAAUAAAAGGUCCCCAAA
This is a messenger RNA of Oryza brachyantha (malo sina), 3373 nucleotides long. RefSeq names its product protein LONGIFOLIA 2-like. The coding region runs from base 410 to 3175 and encodes 921 amino acids. Gene Ontology annotation, biological process: regulation of monopolar cell growth. The transcript is spliced from 5 exons. The record is from RefSeq and is a predicted model, not a curated record. Lineage: Eukaryota; Viridiplantae; Streptophyta; Magnoliopsida; Poales; Poaceae.